CGGGCACGAGCGCCUGGGGGGAGGAGGACGCGGGACGGUGGCGGUUAUGGCGGAGGGGUGCCGCGUUCCUGUCGCGGAAGCAGAGGGGCCCGGGCAGCAGGAGCAGCUCGGGGCCGAGCGGAGCCUGGAGGCGCUGAGCCUGGAGUGCGGAGCAACCGGCGCGGGAGCGCGGCAGCCGUGGGGUCGUAGAGCCACCAUCGCCAGCGCGCUGGAGCUGGAGGGCAGCGUGCGCCGCGAGGGCCUCCUCACCCACUUCGUAGCCAGCAACCUGCAGCGGAAGAUCCAGCUCAGCGCGCCCGCCGCCAGCGCCAUCCCCCCCGUAGACCCCGCGGCGCUGCGGGACCUGGUGGCGCUGGCCGGGCAGGUGGCCGCGCAGGUGGAUGAGCUGCUGCGCAGCGUGCACUGCGGCCUGCAGGCCCUGACCGCACUGAGCGUGGGCUGCAUCCAGACCUACCGCGACGGCGUGGAGAGCCUGGGCGAGGCCGUGGACACCAGCAUCCGAGCCAUGUACACACUGGUGGCGCGGUGCGAGGAGCUGGACCUGGCCAUGCAGCCCGUGCCGGCCUUGGCCAGGCGCAUCCGUGACAUGAAGGGCACGCUGGAGCGGCUAGAGGGGCUCUGCAAAUAGCACCCUGGGGCGGCCGUAACCCCUUAGCCGAUGGCCCACGUCGCUCAAACACCAUGUGCCUAAUCCAACAAGCCAUCUCCAGCAGGUGCUGCUCCUUCACACACACUGCACCUCGGCAUGCGGCAGCUCAGGAGCUGGUCACAGGCCCAGGAUUGAUACUCGGGGAAAGUUUGCCUCCCAUCUAAAGCACUUUAUGCUCAUCUGCCUUGAUCUCCGAGCUGAGGGGUGGCUUCUUCCACUGCUAUUUCUGUUGAAUGUUUUCUUCUGAAAUACCAAUGAAUAGUUCCACUAAACUUAAAUAAAGAUAUUUGGUAUUUUUU
Molecule: messenger RNA, 948 nt
Organism: Emys orbicularis (European pond turtle)
Lineage: Eukaryota; Metazoa; Chordata; Testudines; Emydidae
Product: BLOC-1-related complex subunit 6-like
Exons: 1
Coding region: 47-628 (193 amino acids)
Biological process (GO): lysosome localization
Cellular component (GO): BORC complex
Source: RefSeq, a predicted model, not a curated record